Messenger RNA from Fusarium falciforme, 570 nucleotides. RefSeq lists its product as hypothetical. The transcript is spliced from 2 exons. Bases 1 to 570 code for a protein of 189 amino acids. Lineage: Eukaryota; Fungi; Ascomycota; Sordariomycetes; Hypocreales; Nectriaceae. The record is from RefSeq and is a predicted model, not a curated record.
AUGAAGCUGAUGAAUCUUGCCAAAUCAGACGCCUUUGUACUUCAGCAGUCUAAGCUCCGAAGCUAUCCUGAAGCACCUAAUCGGGAUAUAAACAGCAUCAGAAACUGGCACUACAACCAUGACUAUGUUGCAAUAGCACGCGAAGAACAAGAAUACCUGGAACACGACAAGGACCUCAUCUGCAUGGUCCAGAAAGACAAGACGCCUUUGCGCCGCCUCAUCGGCUCUUCUUUAACCAUCCGGACGUUGCCAAUCUGGAGGCACAAGGACAAGACGGCGCCGAACUAUGACGCCGAACACGUCUUCUACUACUCGGAUAGUCGCAUGGACACGUUUGCCUCUGCCGUGAUUGCCGUGAUUGGUGUCGUUAUGCUCAUCACGCCCAUCUGGGUCCUCCAGGCCAUGAAUGGGUUGCGGGCCAAGCUCGUAGUCAUCACGGUGUUUGUGCUCAUAUUCCUUCUGGUAUUGUCGUUUGCAAUAGCUUCGAAGCCAUUUGAGGCUCUGGGGGCGACUGCGGCGUACGCGGCAGUGUUGAUGGUGUUCACCCAACUGGGAGCCCCGGAUCGAUGA